AAAAUCACAAAGGUGAUUUAAAAUAAGAGAGAUUUGGUGUGAACGUAGCUCUAGUCUUUCAACCCUCCCAUUUUACUGCCGAGUCACUAGCAAAGACUUGCCAUUUUCUCAUAUAUUGCCAAUUUUGAAAGUUGGACUCUCAUUUGAUCCAACACCACACAAUCCACCACCACCACCACCGCCACCGCCGCCGCCACCGUCUUCAUCCAUGGACUCCGCUAGAUCGCCGCCGCCUCCCACCAUCCAGUUCCCGCUGAACCUCGGCCGCGGCGGCGCCGAUCAAGCAGCGGAGAAUGCCAAUGAUAAAGGGAAAGCCGCCGUAGAUGAGAUGGACUUUUUCUCCGAGAAGAAAGAGCGCAGCAGCGGCGGCGGCUGCGGCGGCGCUUGUAGUGAUUUAUACACGACGGAGCCUUCUUCAAUCUCGGAUUUCAACGUCAAUACCGAGCUGCUCCUCCUCACGGCGAACAACGGCGGCGACGGCGGAACGUCUUCCAACUCCGAUCGCAGAUUAAAAAGUGAGGUUGGGGUUCUAAAGAGCAAGCUGGAAAGAAUGAAUUCAGAGAAUGAGCGAUUGAAAGAGAUGCUGAAUCAUGCGAAGAACAAAUACAAUGGCUUGCAAAUGCAUCUGCAGACAAUCAUUCAAGAACAGCAGCACAAAGGAGUUGCGGAUCAAGAAGGUAAGAUAAGCUUCCAUGGAAAUGGGCCUCCGAAUGCCAAUGACAUCUUGUCAUUCGAAGAGGAUGGGCCGACGGCCGGAGGGGAAGGGAAUCAGAGCCCUCAACAGAAGUUUCUUAGCCAUUCUGCUUCUCCGAAUAGUGUCGAUCAGGCUACUGAGGCCACCAUUCGGAAAGCCCGGGUGUCGGUUAGGGCCUGGUGCGAGGGCCCCAUGAUGACUGAUGGGUGUCAGUGGCGUAAAUAUGGGCAGAAGAUAGCGAAGGGGAAUCCGUGCCCUCGUGCAUACUACCGAUGCACGAUGGCAGUGGGAUGCCCCGUCAGGAAACAAGUACAGAGAUGCGCAGAGGACAAGAGCAUCCUUGUAACGACCUACGAGGGCCACCACAACCACCCGUUGCCGCCAACGGCGAUGGCUAUGGCGUCGACAACCUCAUCCGCUGCGAGAAUGCUCCUCUCGGGCUCAAUGCCGAGUGCCGACGGCCUAAUGAACUCGAGUUUCCUAGCUCGAACGCUUCUCCCAUGCUCCUCCAACUUGGCCACCAUCUCCACCUCCGCGCCCUUUCCCACCGUAACAUUAGACCUAACGACAUCCCCGAACCCAUUGCAAUUGCCACAGCCUCCGAUGCCCUUCCCUGCCCCACCGGCCGCGGCCCUGCUGCCGCAGCUCCUAGGCCAGGCGUUGUACAACCAAUCCCAAUUUUCCGGCCUACAAAUGUCUCAAGAAAUGGAUCAAAACAAUCAUCAAUUGCAAAAUUUACACUCAUCAAUGAAUCAAGGGCAGCAUUAUAAUCAGUUCAAUGAGACUUCUUCAAAUUCAAUUCAGCCCAAUGAUCCUAGUUUUGCUGCAGCAUUGGCUGCAGCCAUCACCUCUAUCAUAGGCGGUUCGUCUACGAACAACGGGGGCAACAACAACAAUAAUAAUAACAACAACAACGACAACAACAAUAACAGUAGCAACGAUCUCAAUGGAUCGAGCUUUUAUGUCAAUAGAUGAUGAUGAAAUUGUUAUUUUUCUCGGAGGGUUCUUAUAUUCUUUUUUUCUUUUUUUCCUUUUUUGCAUUUAAGGGUGCAUUCUCUUUGGUAGUACAUUUAUCAUGGAAAAAUGAGGAAUAAACAAAAUUUUACCCUUUAAAUCA
Molecule: messenger RNA, 1811 nt
Organism: Salvia miltiorrhiza (redroot sage)
Lineage: Eukaryota; Viridiplantae; Streptophyta; Magnoliopsida; Lamiales; Lamiaceae
Product: probable WRKY transcription factor 31
Exons: 5
Coding region: 209-1669 (486 amino acids)
Biological process (GO): regulation of DNA-templated transcription
Molecular function (GO): sequence-specific DNA binding; DNA-binding transcription factor activity
Source: RefSeq, a predicted model, not a curated record